GGGGAGGAGCCCCGGGGGGCGGGGCGGGGCGGGAUGGCGGCGCCGGCCGGGCAGCGUGAGGAGAACGGGUGCUGCGGCCGCGGCCCGCGCGGGGGCGGGGGGAGCCCCGCGGACCCGGAGGCGGAGGCGCCCGACUCGCCCCGCGCCCGCGCCCGCCGCCAGCUGGAGGCGCUGCUGAACCGCAGCCUGCGGAUCCGCAUGACGGACGGGCGGACGCUCGUCGGCUGCUUCCUCUGCACCGACCGCGACUGCAACGUCAUCCUGGGCUCGGCGCAGGAGUUCCUCAAAGCCAGCGACUCCUUUGCGGCCAGCGAGCCCCGCGUGCUGGGCCUGGCCAUGGUGCCCGGCCACCACGUCGUCUCCAUCGAGGUGGAGCUGGAGAACCUGGGCAGCCCCCAGUACCUGUGAGAGGCGCCCGGCGGAGAGACCUGCCCGAGGACCUGCCCGUGGGGCGCUGCCGGGCACCAGGACUGGCGGCCGGGGGGCGCUCUGCCCGAGGACCUGCCCGUGGGGCGCUGCCGGGCACCGGGACUGGCGGCCGGGGGGCGCUCUGCCCAGUAAAGCCUGUGGGGAGCCCA
Chelonia mydas (Green sea turtle) is the source of this 578-nucleotide messenger RNA. It is a transcript of the gene NAA38, whose product is annotated as N-alpha-acetyltransferase 38, NatC auxiliary subunit. Gene Ontology annotation, molecular function: RNA binding. Bases 34 to 408 code for a protein of 124 amino acids. Gene Ontology annotation, cellular component: NatC complex. The record is from RefSeq and is a predicted model, not a curated record. NCBI's taxonomy places the organism in Eukaryota, Metazoa, Chordata, Testudines, Cheloniidae. The transcript has 3 exons.